AUCAAUUAUCAUCUCCUUUGUUCCAUCCACCCAUCGCGUUUUAAAGAGGGAACUCGCACUAAAGAAUCGAGAAGACAGAGAAACAACAGUGGUCUUUUGUAUUAACGGAGGCUGAUUAUUCUGUAAUCAGACCAAAAUGACUGAAGAGCAGGAUCUCAUGGCCAAGAUCAGCCAGCUUGCUGGCCAGAUCAACAGACACAAACAACAUCCUCAGACCGAAGCUUCCCAUGGCGCGUCCCAUCACACUUCAUAUGUGUCCAGACACUCCCGAGCGCGUCCAGGGUGGGCACCAUAUCGCGGACGACCGUACGCGCGUGGGCGGGGCGGCGCGCCUUCGCACCGCAACCGAACGCUCGUUCUAAACAACGCAACAGGUUCAGCGACUCCCGCGAGCUCAACGCCUUCCACUGGCCCUGCGACAGACAAUGAUAUUGAGGGGUCGGCGACGCCGAACGGCUGGGUCGCCAAACGCGACCGCCACAUGCAGCUGAUCAACUCGGCCAUCUAUGACAAAGAAGCUCAGGCGCGGACCAAAGCCAUGGAAGAAACCCGGCAGGCUAAGUCUCGAAAGAAGGCACAGGCUGAGCAGACCAAAGUGCUCCGCUAUGCACAAGGCUUCGGUAGACAGCAUCCUACUAGCGCUGCGGCGCCGCAGAUGUCUACUACCGCUGGACCGUCGGCUGAGUACCAGGUUUAUUUCAAUGAUAUGCCCUUCCGGGUGUCUCGAGGCGGCAGUAAACUCAUUCGAGUAUCUGGUGCGGCUCUAGGUGACACUGUGUUCGUCAGGAGAACUAGCUUACCGUUCAUAGAUGACCCCAAUAAGAUCAACACCACGCCGAAGAAGGUGACGCUCGCCGGUGUGACUUUCGUGCGGAGCAAAAAUGGAAACCUUCAUCGUCUUGGGGCGGUGACUUCGAAAAGGAAACAAAUGCCGAAGAAGAAGAACGAGCUGUGUACAAGAUUUACCACCACGGGCACCUGCUAUAAAGGCCCGACCUGCCCCUACAUCCACGAUCCCAACAAAGUUGCCAUUUGCAAGGACUUCCUCCAGACUGGUAAAUGCAACGCAGGUAUAAGUUGUGAUCUCUCCCAUGAACCUUCGCCCCACAGAUCCCCCACUUGUAUGCAUUUCCUCCGCGGUCGCUGCGCCAACCCGGAGUGCCGAUAUGCCCACAUCCGCCUGACACCGGGGACCCCCGUGUGCCGGGACUUUGCCAACCUGGGCUACUGUGAGAAGGGCGAGGCGUGUGAGCAGCGACACGAUCACGAGUGUCCGGACUAUUCCAACACGGGCACCUGCAAUAAGAAGCGCUGCCGGCUGCCGCAUAUAGACCGGGCCGGGCAGAUCAGGAAGAACGCCGCCAUCAAGGCCGAGGGAGCCAAGGAUGAUGACGAGUCCGAUGCCUCCAGCGAGGAAGAAGAGUACGAUGAGAUCGACUCGGAUGACGUUGACUCAGACGAGCUAGACGAUGAGCCUGAACUCAUCGCAGGGAAUGGCAGUGGCGAACUGUCGCAGCAGCAGGAUUACAUCCGCUUCUAAUUAUUUCCCACUAACUGCAUUCAACAGUAAUCGGACAUUAUACUGGAAGUUGGAGAAAAGAGAAAACAGAAGAACAAGAGAAGAAGAAAAAAGAGAAGAAAAAGUGAAUAGAGGGGAUGACAUGAUUAUUGGUGGAUGCGGUUCAGUAAAUAUGGACGCAUAGGUUGAUUGUUUCGGGUUGAGUUGGUAGUUGAUACCCUAUUCUUACAGCAAGUUCUUGGUACAUGAUUAUCUGUUUUAUUAUUUAAUUUAUGGAUGUUACAG
Molecule: messenger RNA, 1804 nt
Organism: Aspergillus campestris IBT 28561
Lineage: Eukaryota; Fungi; Ascomycota; Eurotiomycetes; Eurotiales; Aspergillaceae
Product: CCCH zinc finger protein
Exons: 4
Coding region: 137-1540 (467 amino acids)
Cellular component (GO): nucleus
Molecular function (GO): metal ion binding
Source: RefSeq, a predicted model, not a curated record